Messenger RNA from Cyphomyrmex costatus, 637 nucleotides. RefSeq names its product NADH dehydrogenase (ubiquinone) PDSW subunit (gene ND-PDSW). NCBI's taxonomy places the organism in Eukaryota, Metazoa, Arthropoda, Insecta, Hymenoptera, Formicidae. The coding region runs from base 16 to 498 and encodes 160 amino acids. Gene Ontology annotation, cellular component: respiratory chain complex I. The record is from RefSeq and is a predicted model, not a curated record. The transcript has 4 exons.
AGUCUAAUUUAAAUUAUGGGAGAAAAAAAGGAACACUUUUUUUACAGACUAAUAAAUAAUGUAACUUAUAUCCUGGACACGCCAGUCACCUAUAUCCGAGAGAAAUUUGUAGAACCGAAUCAAAAGAAAUAUCCAUGGUACCAUCAACAAUACCGUCGUGUGCCAACGAUCGACGAGUGUUACACAGACGACGUGGUCUGUAUAACAGAGGCAGAUUGUCAACUUAUGCGCGAUAAAUCAGUGGAAGAUGAAAUACUGUUUAUUCUAAGAAGUCGUUUUGAACAGUGUGCAUUCUAUCACGACGAGGACGCACAUUUGUGUGCUCCUUUAAGGAAAAUUUACGAUGACGCGGCUGUUGCUUGGUUCAUAAAAUAUGGUGAAAUGGGAGUAUCUUUAGGCGCGAAAAACGCAUACAUGAAACAGAAACAUCGUAUGAUCUGGGAGCGCCGUCACGGACCAGUAGGUACCGGUAUGAAAGAAAAACCGAACAAGGCGUAGCAAACUUGAACUGGCAUCGUAGCUGACAAUUUAAUGGUAAAAAAAACACAUUCGUACGUUAUGGAUUUGAAUUGCAGAUUUGCUUAAUAUGUACAGAUGUGUUGUGAUUUAAAGACGGCGAGAUAAUAAAAAUAAUUUA